AGAUAUUGUCUAGGUAUUGGUGCAACAUUACCCAUAUAUCAUGACCAACAGACGAAGGAUUAUUUGAAAUCUCUCACUAAUCGUUUGGGACUUGGUCAAUUUCAUCUUGGACUGCGUCUCCACCCUCAUACAAUGAAAUAUACUGAAUGGUUGGACGGGUCCCCUACAGCUACUUUAAAAUGGGCUAAUACCAAUGAACCGAGUGGUUUGCCUGAAGAAUGUAUACAAGAAACAUUGAGUGGUUUAAAUGAUCUGCCAUGUGAUUCAUCGACUCCUCUUAAAGUCAUUUGUCAACAGCCGAUUGAAGGCAAGUAUAUAGGGGCGUGUUCAUAUGACACCGGUUUACGGGCAAGCUUUCCUUGAGUUGGAGUGAAUUAUUUCUGUCAGGGUUGCAAAAAAUAUUUCAUUUUCUCGGGACCGCAAGGCCAACGAAAUAAAUUUCUGCAAGUGAACGACUGGCAAUCUUAUGUUUUUCUCAAUUUUAUCUCACGGGUAUUGGUUGUCUAGGCUAGCUGGUAAUAGUAUAUUGCCAGUCUAGGCUAGCUGGUAAUAGUAUAUUGCCAGUCUAGGCCAGCUGGUAAUAGUAUAUUGCCAGUCUAGGCUAGCUGGUAAUAGUAUAUUGCCAGUCUAGGCUAGCUGGUAGUAGUAUAUUGCCUACCACCAAAAUCCAAACCAAGGACUAAGCUCUAUUAAAGUCUAUUAAACUUAAUUUAACUGUUUUUAAACAUGUUAAUGUAUAUAAUGAUAGUCUGCACCUUUACCUCAUAUUUUAAUAUUAUUAUGAAUGAGCAAAUUCAAAACACUCUUUAGCUAAUGGAUGAGAAUUCAUGAGAUUGUGUAUUCUUUAAAUAUUUAGUUUGACUAGACUGUGAGCAAUCACUGCACUAGUACGAUGCUCUGUCUUUUGGUUUCAUUUCCUUUCUUUCUGUUUCUCCUUUCCUUUUUCAUUCUCUAGCUAACUUUCUUUGCUUUCUUUCCCUUAAGACUUUUUAACCUCCAUUUUUUCUGCCAACCUCAAACCAUGGAUAAUAAAAUAAAUUUUACAAUCCAUGCCCAAAAAUUUUCUGGGACCAAUUUUUGUCCCACAUAAUAUCACGCCUCGGUUGGAUGACAUUAAUACAAACAUGGCGUCUUGUGAAAUAUUUUUUGUUUUUGUCUUUUCCUCAUGAAUUAUUAAUGAGUUUUUUAAAUACAUUUUUAGUCGUGACCGGGAACAGUUGCAAAAGUGCAACUAUAGUCUUUUAGCCCUUUGGUUAUUUUGGGGUGUCAGCUCCUUUAUUUUAAAUAUAUAAGUAACAUUAACAGAUAAAAAAGGAAUAAUGUAAAACAAAACAAAAAAUGUAAUUGUGUGAUUAUUAUGGAGCAAUAAAUUGUCUGUCUUGUCUUGUCUUGUCUUGUCUUGUCUUGUCUUGUCUUGUCUUGUCUUGUCUUGUCUUGUCUUGUCUUGUCUUGUCUUGUCUUGUCUUGUCUUGUCUUGUCUUGUCUUGUCUUGUCUUGUCUUGUCUUUAUAGUCCCAUCGGCAGGGAUCGAACCUGCAAUUCCCGUGCAGCGCUUUUGACCACUUAAGCCUGUUUUCCACUAGGCGGAAUUUUGCGCGCGAAGCGGAAUUUUUCUUUGUCUUUUCUAAUUAGUUCCACCCGAGAAAUCACAAGACAAAGAAAAAUUCCGCUCCGCGUGCAAAAUUCCGCCUAGUGGAAAACCGGCUUUACGGCUACAGCUGGAGUCCAAUUGCCGAGAACUUGUGAUAACUCUGUAGCUCAGUCAGUGGUCAGUGCGCUACACCGAAAUUGCUGUUCCAUUGUCCGAGCGCCUAUGGUUACAUUUUUCGCAGCUCCUCCUGGUCAGGUCAAAAAAUCUACAAAAGCCCUGCCAGUUGCGAAGCUAGCCCAGUGAACUCUAAACUGAGCUGGCCACACCAGCAGGUCAUGCUAUAUGCACAUUUUAACGAUUUGCAUUAUUCAUACCUUUGUCCUUAUUCUUUUUAAAAUAUGUUUAGAUGUAGGUUAAUUUAUUAGUAUAGCAUGACCAGCUUUGCCACUGAACCCAGAAAAGUUCAGCUCUAUCGAACGAAAUGUUUUCCACAAACAGUUCUAUAUUUAUAUGUUUUUUUGCCCUGCAAGCCUGCAGUAUAACGAACUUAUUCUUUGCUUUGUUUUUAGCUGUGCUCGGGUCCGAUAUUUUUCCGUUGGGCAUGGAAAGCAAGCAUAUACCAGAUGCCAGCAUCACAGUCUCAAGCGAGUAUAGCCAUCAGGUUACGCCUAGACAUUUCGGUCGACUUAACUGGAAUGGUCUGCCUUGGUGCACAUUAACAACUGACACGGAGCACUUUAUUCAAGUGGAUCUUGCUAGGCUGACACAUAUUUGUGCGGUGGCUACGCAAGGACGAGGGUAUGAUUUAACCCAGAUCCAAUAUCCUACAGCUUUCUGGGUGCAACUGUCAAACGAUAGUGUCAACUGGGCUACCUUAAUGCAUCAUGACAAGAGAAAGGUAUGCCCACCCACUUGCAUACUUACGUUUUUACUUACCUAUAUAUUUACUUACCUACCUAUCUAACUACAUACCUUACCAACCCACCUAUACACACCUACCCACCCACCUCCUUCCCUCCCUCCCUACCUACUUAUCUACCCACCUACCCACCCACCUACCUACCUACCUAUACAUACCCACUCACCUACCUACCUACAAUCACAUGCAAAAAUAAUGAGACUUUACGUAUUCCAAACAUUUUUUUCAUUUUGACACAUCUACACUCAUAUAAUUCGAUCUUCUUUUACUAUUUCCCCCUCCCCCCAUUGACAAUGUUGGGUGAAUGAUUUCAGCCAACACUGUAGUUUGGUAUCAUGGUAACAACAUUGUUUGGGGGGGGGGGAGGGGGGCAAAUAGGAUGUCUCGAUCAUUUUUGCUCCUGAUUGUACCUACCCACCCACCUACCUACCCACCUAUCUAGUAUCCACACACCCACCUACAUACCCACUUAUACACACCUCCCUCCCUACCUACCUACCAUCCUGCUGUUAUCCGUUAAUUUCGGUUUCUAAAUCCAACUUUCCUUUUUUAGUAUUUCCACGGGAAUCAUGACAACUUCGGUACUGUAAUCAACCGAUUUCAACAGCCAGAAAUAGCUCAAAUUGUUCGCAUAAAUAUACAGAAAUGGAAUGGGGCCAAACUUUGCAUGAGAAUAGAGCUCUUUGGCUGUAAGACAGGUAAGAUAUAAGUUAAUAUAUGUUUUGGUUUGUGGAAAACACCACGUGUAUUUAUUAUAAAACAAUAAAUACCUAACUAAAUACGAAUAAAUACAACACUAAAAGACAGAAGAGAGAAAUUAUGCAAAAAAACGUUUUACUCAGUCUGUCGAUCGAAGAUAACAGAGAACAGAAAAUUUACCAUCUACUACCUGAAAAAAAUCAACCAACUCAUAAUUUUAGAGAGUUGAGAAGAUAUUAUAAACUUCCAAUUAUAAAUAAGAACAGAUUAAAAACUCUUAUAUUUUUAAUUACAGGUACGCAUGCCAAUCCAGACUGUAAAUAGUUUUAGUACAUAUAAUACUUUUUGUUUGUAGAAACACCACGUAAAUUUAGUACUGCAAAGCUUUCGAUCCGUAAGCCCGGAUCUUCAUCAGUGCUAAUAGAAUGUGACUUGUUCAAUUCACACGCCCCCUUUUAUAUAACAAAAGUGUCGUCGUGUAUGAGUACUUUAAAAUGAUGUACAAUAUUCUUCCUUUUUUAGGAGAAGACAAAAACGAACAAAAGGUUGAUGCAUUUCUACCGGCAAAAGCCAUUACAGGUAACUAAAGCGUACUAGAGUACUGUAUCGAUAUGUAUACAUGUCGAGGGUGUUGUACAGCCAUAUUUGAAAAUAUACUGUUCUUUAACAAGCAAGUUUACUGUACUGUGCUACAGCAACUGUCCAGUCACGUGAUAAAAAGCCGAUAUAAACUUUAUAAACAAAAGAUGAUUUAAAACGUAACAGAACGGCGAACAUGCAGAUUCAACCAUCUCAAAUGAUGGUAAUGUUGGGAUAGUAGCGUUGCAGACUGCAGAGGAGAGUGGGCAGUAAGGCUCCAUCACGCACUACCCCAUGGAAAACCUGCACCCCUUCUCGCAGAUGAAGCCAGAUCCGCCCCUGCUCCCUCUCCCCGUGCACCCCCGUGCACCCCUUCUCUGUGCACCCUUUCCCCCGUGCACCCCUUCCCCUUGCUGACCAUCCACUCGUCCACAUCCAUCAAAACGUGUUGAUGAACAUAUACACACAUACACAUUUAUUUUAAUAGAUGAUACGCCUAAAACCUGUCUUGAUGUGCUCAUGCGGGGCAAAACAACCAGCGGUGUCUACAUGAUAGAUCCUGACGGCAGAGGUGCUUUUCCGGCUGUUUGUGACCAGGAGACAGAUCGUGGCGGGUGGACUGUAUUCCAGCACCGUUUUAAUGGCUUUGUCGACUUCAACAGAAUCUGGGAUGAAUAUAAAUGGGGAUUUGGGGGCGGAUAUGGAGAACAUUGGCUGGGACUGGAGUAUCUCUCACGGCUAACUCACGCAUUUGUAAUGGAUUUGCGUGUAGAUUUGGCGGCCUUUGAUGCAAGCCAACAGUUCAGCAUUUAUCACAGAUUUAACGUUGGCGAUGAAGCAAAUAAUUAUAUGAUGAAUUUUAGCAAACACGCUGGACCAGGAAGUGAUUCAUUGACAACUCAUACAUAUAAAGGGUAAGUGCAUUUGCAGCUAAGAGCUAAGCUGAAUUUAUACGAAGGAAACCAGCUAUUGUAGAAGGCUAACCCUGUCGAUCAACAAUGUUCCCUGUGCCAUGAAACCGGAAUACCUCGAACGAUAGACCUGAGUCGUCCUGAGAUGAACUGUCUAUCCUGGCACCCACAAAUGUUAAAUCGUAGAAUAUUCAUUUUCAGACCUAUUUGUUUUAUCAGGUUUGAGACAAAGUAUAAAAAUUUUGGGAAUAAACCCGAAGGCCAUAAAGGCGCUUGGUGGUAUGGAGACAGCGUCAAAUCGAAUCUUAAUGGAAAGUACUUUAAUCAACAAGAAAAUAAUAACGAUGGCAUUUUCUGGCAUUCAUGGAAACAACACAAAACUCUAAAGACCGUGAAAAUGAUGAUCAGAGAAGGCGUGUCACGUAAGAUCUCUAAUUUUAAUUUUUUUUCCUAUCGUUGUUGUUGUUGUUGCUGUUGCUGUUGCUGUUGUUGUUGUUGUUGUUGUUGUUGUGUUGUGUUGUUGUUGUUGUUGUUGUUGUUGUUGUUGUUGUUGUUGUUGUUGUUGUUGUUGUUGUUGUUGUUGUUAUUGUUGUUGUUGUUGUUGUUGUUGUUGUUGUUGUUGUUGUUGUUGUUGUUGUUGUUGUUGUUGUUGUUGUUGUUGUUGUUGUUGUUGUUGUUGUUGUUGUUGCCGUCGUCUGUUUGUUAUGUUGUCUGUUUGUUUUUGUCUGUUUGUCCAUCACCUACCUACCCCUUAAAUUUUCAGCAUCCCCACUCCAGAGCAAAAUCUGAAAACAUUCUUUAUUUUUACAGACAGUGGAUCCGCUCUUGGCCUGAAAGAUUAUUACAUAGAGGAUUAUCAGAUGACUGCUAGUUCAACGUCCUCUCAAGAGACUGGUCCAGCGACACAUGCGAGACUAGAUCAUAGCAGUUUCUGGGGGAUACGUUCGACUGGUACGUAUCUAUCUGUUAACCUUAUUUCUCCUCAUCGUAUCACACAUAUCUCUACUCAAUGUGGAAGUAAUGCUUAUUAUGUGAAGAAAUAUUCUGUGAAAUUCAAGACGGUGAACGGUACAAUUAUUGACUAUAAGGAAAACGGAGCGGAAAGG
This is a messenger RNA of Paramuricea clavata, 5804 nucleotides long. Lineage: Eukaryota; Metazoa; Cnidaria; Anthozoa; Malacalcyonacea; Plexauridae. The record is from the annotation of a GenBank genome assembly.